This is a messenger RNA of Cydia pomonella (codling moth), 984 nucleotides long. RefSeq names its product peroxynitrite isomerase THAP4-like. The record is from RefSeq and is a predicted model, not a curated record. The transcript has 2 exons. Lineage: Eukaryota; Metazoa; Arthropoda; Insecta; Lepidoptera; Tortricidae. Bases 131 to 634 code for a protein of 167 amino acids.
UGAGCUGUCAAUGUCAACACAACAUUCUUGUUUAUAAUACGAAAACUUACAAUAAAAUUGCGAUUCUGCCGGUAUUUCAAUAAAAACUGACUACCAGAAAAGCCUACUUCCAAAAGGCGAGAACGUGAUCAUGGCAGCUGUGGAAAUGCCGGAAGCCUUGAAGCCGAUCAGCUGGCUCGCCGGCCGGUGGAAAACUGAAAGCGGCUCCGGGAAAUACCCUGACAUCCCGGAGUUUCACUACCACGAAGUUUUGGAGUUCACCUGCAUAGGUCAACCAAUGUUGAACUUCACAUCCACAUCUCGGCACCCAGAGAAGCAGACUCCAAUGCACCAGGAGCGUGGCUUCCUCCGCAUCAAACCUGGCACCCAGCAGCUCGCCUUCAUUGUCAGCCACAACUUUGGGUUAACAUCACUCGAGGAAGGCCAAGUGGAGCCGGAGACACAGCAAGUUGUUUUGACUUCGACUAGUAUUUCACGCAUGUCUUUUGCGAAACAGCCAUUCGUUAAGAGCUUGAAACGGGUGUGGAAACUCCUGGAUCCGGGCACUCUGGAAGUGACCGUUUAUAUGGAGACUGAUGAUACGCCGCUUACUGAGCAUCUGAAGGCCGUUUAUACCAAAGAAUCUCAAGAGUAGUCUACUACUAACUUCAUCAAGUUUGUUUCCUGUGAAAUUUUCAUACAAUUUUUCGAAUAUUUGGAUACUUUCACAUCUGUAGUUGAAGGUAAUAUGUAAAUUCACAAAAGCUGAUGGAUAUAGCUCUCAAUGAAAUUACUACGCCUGGGGCAGAGAUGAGCGAACUGGAGAGAUGUGCGGGAAUCAACCAGUCAAGGCUUGAAAACCGGUUAAACUUUUCAAACAGUUAUCAUGUACUUGGCGCAAAACCUUUUUAUUUCGGUUUCGUUCGUUAAACCUGUUUUUAAGAGAUUUUCAUAAAGUUCUUGUCAGAUUAACGGUUUAGAAUAAUAAAAACCUUUUUAUUCCUA